CCUGGUCUAAAUGUUUGCUCACUGAUUCAUGUAUAAACUGAUUAAUUCAUAUGAAAACUGGCAGAUUUAUUGAUUGAUACACAAUAUGCACAGUACACAGUCAUUGUAUACAAAUGGAUCAACAUUGCACAAGUAUAGAUUAUUUUCUGAUCCUGUUUACACAUUAGAAAUGCACAUUUUAAUAACUGUUAAUAGCAGAAGCAUAUGAUUUUAUCCGUCCAAUCUCGUUUGCUGAUGUACAGCAACACUAAAUCAAAAACAUAUUCCUUAAUAUAUAUAUAUCAUAAACACUUAAAUCAUUAAAAUACUCAGCCACGGUGCUUUAUCUGAUCCCAUUUCUGAAUCAGAAUCACAAUGCUUCAAUGUCACGUUUAAGUGAGCAUUUCAGUAACAAUCCAAUCAUGCAUUAUCAUUUGAACCCCGCAGGUGUCACUGAAUAAGCAUCUAACACAUGCUUACUGUGGCGCUUUGUUCCGGUCACGUGACUAACAAACCUAUGACGCCAGACGUUCUCCACAGCGACGACAUAAAGACGCCAUUACCGUUGCCUUCGCUUGACCUUUUCUUCACGACCGCGAUUAAAAUUAUUUGUUGAUAAAACAAUUGUCAUACGAAUCACAUCAAGAACGCAUUUGAGCUAGAACGGUGCUGAGGUUAUUCGGUCUGACUAGAAAGGCAGACAAAAGAAGUCACGGGGCUCACCGCGAAAUCUCACGGGCUCCGAGUCCAGAAUGCGAAAAUAAUUACGUUAGGUACAAAAUGGCGAAUGUUCGCUUCUCUUCGACAUGCGCAGACUGAGCAGAGGCUUUCCCUCUGAAAUGAAGCUCCGUUCCCAUACAUCCUUUCAGCCAAUGAGCUUCGCAGUCGGGGCGCUUCUGAGUCAAUUCAACCAAUCAAAGCCGUGGACACCGCAGAACAGGAAACAUGUAGCCAAUCGGAGACCAGGAUGGAUUUGUUGUAUUUGUAAAGAGUGAGAAUCAAAGAGCACCAAUGAGAAAGCGUAAUUCGCAGCGCCGCUUUCGUACUCAGCAAUCCGGUUACGCGCUUCAGUUUAGCCAAUAGAAUUUUGCUUAGCGGACAGCCAAUCGCAAUGCUCGGAAUUUGCCCACAGUGGCCCCGGCAGCCAAUAGGGAUUCGAGAAACACAACCUCAGCUCAACAGCUUGUUAUUUCGUCUAUGCCUUUGCAACCUGGUCGAAUGCAGAGCUGAAGCAGUCAUAUAGGAGCAUCAGUCAAAACCAAUCGAGCUGGACUCCCUCAAAUAGCCAUCAAGAUGAAGGUAGCAGAUGAACCUGCCUACCUGACUGUAGGGACGGAUGUGAGCGCGAAGUACCGUGGUGCCUUCUGUGAGGCAAAAAUCAAGACUGUUAAACGCAUGGUGAAAGUUAAGGUUGUGCUUAAAGGAGAAAGCACCUCACAAGUUGUCCAAGAUGACCAAGUCAAAGGACCCUUAAGGGUUGGCUCAACAGUAGAAGUGAAGAGCCCGGAGGGUAGACUUAGCGAAGCUGUCAUCAGUAAACUCACAGAUGCCAGCUGGUACACUGUUGUGUUUGAUGAUGGAGAUGAGAAAACCCUCAGAAGAACUUCACUGUGUCUUAAAGGCGAAAGACAUUUUGCAGAGAGUGAGACUUUGGACCAACUGCCCCUAACUAACCCUGAGCACUUUGGCACUCCAGUCAUUGGAAAGAAGACAAAUCGAGGUAGAAGGUCUUCUCAGGCAGUUGCAGAAGAUGAAAAGGAGUCUUCAUCGAGUGAAGAUGAUGACGAUGAUAGGAGGAGGCUUAACGAUGAUCUUUUGGGGAAAGUUGCCUGCGUUCAGAUUGGCUCCGAUAGUGAUUCCUGGCACUAUGUCCUGGUGAUAUCUCCAAGCUGCAAUGAUGACCUAACUGUCAAAAAGGACCAAUGUUUAGCGCGAUCAUUUGCAGAUUCCAAAUUUCACACAGUGGCACGCAAAGAUGUUCAGGAAGUAAACAUUGGCACCCUCUCCAAACCUGAGAGCUCCAACAGGAAAGGGUUUGAAGCAGCACAGCACUUUCUACAGUCCAGACUGGUCCCUGACAAUUGGAAAGUGGACUUGAGUGAGAUUCUUGAAUCCUCUAGCAGUGAUGAAGAAGACAAUGAUGAGGAUGGUGAAGGAAAAGAGGGCGAAGCGGAGGAGAAGGAGCCAGAACCAGAUGAACCUGAUGAUGAGCCAGACCCAGAAGAAAGGGACCACUUUCUACAGCAGCUUUACAAGUUCAUGGAGGACCGAGGGACGCCAAUUAACAAACCUCCAGUGCUUGGCUACAAGGAUCUCAACCUCUUCAAGCUCUUCCGACUGGUGCAUAUUCACGGAGGCUGUGACAAUAUUGAAAGCGGCUCUAUUUGGAAACAGAUCUACAUGGAUCUUGGCAUCCCGGUUCUGAACUCUGCUGCCUCGUACAAUGUGAAAACAGCCUACAGAAAGUACCUGUAUGGAUUUGAGGAGUACUGCCGUUCUGCUCAGAUCCAGUUCAGGACGGUGCACCACAACGAGCCACGACCAGACCGCCAGCCGGAAGUGCAGUGCGUUAAGACUGUGAAAAAAGAGAGCGGAGACACAGAUGAGAUGAUGCAGCAGGUUACAGCAGAGCCUGAAACUAGCGAGGACAAACCUGCGGCAGAUGCUGAUGAGUCAGAUGCUGAGAGCGAAAAGGGACACAAAGAUAUCUGCUCGCCCAGGGGCCGGCGGCGGUGUACAGUGACCCCUGUGAAAAUAGAGGCGAAAGAGCCUGUGAAACAGGAAAAACCAAAAGAGGAGAAGAAUAAGGAGGAGACACAGGGCGGAGGAGAAAACAGUGGAGAGGAGCAAAAGGAGAAAUCUGAUGGGGAGACCCCUGGGAAACGCCGCAGCCGUCGCCUUGAGGAGUCUGAUAAAGAUACUGAUGAUGAAGAACAGGAGGAGGAUGACGAAGAGGAAGACGAUGGCGAGAGAUCCAGACUCAGGGACAGAGAUGAGAGGGAGGAGGAUGACGGCUGUGAGGACUCUGAGCAUUCUGUGACUGGCACUAAAGUCAAAGUGAAAUACGGCAAGGGGAAGACACAGAAGAUCUAUGAAGCUAACAUUAAGAACACAGAAACCGAUGAUGGAGAGGUUCUGUACCUGGUGCAUUAUUACGGCUGGAAUGUGAGAUAUGAUGAAUGGGUCAAGGCAGAUCGAAUAAUAUGGCCUGUUGAUAAGGGUGGAACAAAGAGAAAACAAAAGAAAAAAGUCAAGAAUAAAGAAGAUGGAGAGAAGGAGAAAGAGGAGGAUAAACAGGCCAAACAAGGGAUACGGCGAGGCCGUCCUCCACUCAAAUCCACCCCUCCCAGCACUUCCCACAGUGUGUCCAAGACCCCCAGCAGUGAGGGUCGAUCCAGCAGCAAGAACUCACGGCCCACAGAUGCCUCUGCCCUGCCAAAUGGAGAGGGUACACCUCGUCGGAGAACGAGGAGAACUUCUGGGAUGUAUGAUUCAGAUAGAGGAUCUAAUGAUUCAGGGAACUCCUCAGAUGAUAGUGAGUGCGAGGAAUCUCCUGAGAAGAAGCUAGAAUGGACUGAGACAACCGAUCCACCCCUGACAGCAAAACAAGAUGCAGCUGAGAAUCUCCCAGAGGAGAGCACAAUGCCAGAACUUGCGCAGACUGAGCCUGAACUUCCCAGCAGCCCUCAGGAGAUGCCCAACUUCAAGGAGAGUGAGAGCAAACCCGAGGAAGACACAUCCCUGCUCCCUGUUGAGUCUGAUGACACAUCUCCAAAACCAAGAGCGAAGAAGCCUCGUUUGAAAGAACCAGGAUCAGAGACUCCCACACAAACACCCGCUGCUGCUAAUCACACCGAAACAGAGGAACCCUCCACUCCUCCGCGACCUGUGAAGAAAUCCCAGGAAACGCCACACAGCAGUCCUGUAGAGAGAAUAAAGCUGGUGGAGACAGCCGGCUCAGACACAGACUCUGCAACAGAGGACAUCGGCCCGCCAGAGCGAUGCACAGCAGUGAAACGCAAAGUCACUGAACAGCGAACACCGGAAAAGAAAAUCCGCCUGGACAGAAAAGAAGAACCCAAAAUGCCUUCUCCAGUUAAAACACCGCUGCUGGAGAAGAAACCUGAACCUGAGAAGAAGACAGAGGUGGUGCAGAAACCAGAAGAACACCCUUCUCCAACACUAUCAUCUCCCAGUAAAGAUAUCGAGAUGAAAUCUGAGAUGCCCGCUCUUACCAGAGAGGUACACCUCAUGGUGGAACCUCCUUGUCCACAGCUGGAGGAUCCAACAACAACCUCAAAUGAGGAACUGAUGCCACAAAUCGGCCCCGAGGCGCUAGUCUGCCAUGAAGUGGACCUUGACGAUCCAGAGGAGAAAGACCGGCCCUCUGGUGAAGAGUUACUGAUGAUGAUGAAAGAAGAGAAAACACAGCCUCUGGAGACUUCCAACCAACUCCCUCAUGUCCUGCCUGCAGUGGGACCUCCACGUCUGUUUUCUCCGUCUUCUGCCCCCAGCCCGGACGAAUCCCACAGCACUAAGAGUGAGAGCGACGCCACCAUCGAAGUGGACAGUGUGGCAGAAUCACAGGAGGGGCUCGGGGAGAACGAGUCAACUCAUAGCUUUGAUGCUAGUGCAAGUUCAAGCAAUUCCAGCAUCUCACUGCAGGAUCGAGAUGGAAAGGACAGAGGUCAGAAGAGGUUAUUGGAUUGUACUACUGGCUCUUCGGCCAAGAAGCAAAAACGCAGCCAGAAACGUUCAAGCGGAGUAUGUAAAACAGAGAAGAAUGGAGCCGGACACAGUAGCGACAGUGAGGACCUGUCAGCCAUGGACAGCUCUAAUAAGCUAACCCCAGUCAAGCACUCCAGCCUAUCCAAGAGCCAGAAGCUUUCUCGGUCACCCGGUCUGGUUUCUCCCAACAGUAAAGACAUGGAGAAAGACAAGCACAAAGAGAAGCAGUCCGUCCCUUCCCCCCGCACAUAUAAGUGGUCCUGCCAGCUGACUGAGCUGGACAACAUGACAAGUGCUGAGCGUAUUUCAUUCUUGCAAGAGAAGCUACAGGAAAUCAGGAAGUACUACAUGUCACUCAAGUCUGAGGUGGCUUCCAUCGACAGGAGGCGGAAAAGGUUAAAAAAGAAGGAAAGAGAAGUGUCCCACACCACGGCGUCCACAUCAUCAGGCUCGUCCGACACAGGCAUGAGCCCGUCUUCAGCUUCCCCCACGCAGAACACUGUGGCCGUCGAGUGCAGGUGAUGUCACGCCCAUGUCCUCUGCCCCGCUCCGCCUCUGCCUUGUCAGCAUCCUGCUGCCUCCACGGAGACACACUGGCAUACUGACGGAUCAGAGCAAGCAGCCAAUAGCACUCGACUGCCCACCGUCUCCACUGAUCCCUAUUGGCCACUCCCACCUUCUGCACUUUGUAAACUGAUCCUGCCUCCUUUCGCUCGCUGUCGCACUAGGAUAAAGACUCCACGUGAGGGUUGAAUGUAAUCUAUGAAAUCAAAGCUUAUGAUUUAUCCAUCCAGAAUGAAAACGACAGCACUUUUCACUUUGCUCUCUACAAAACGCUAAACAGAAACCUCCUCUUACUGCUUCUGCGCAGCAGGGACUGAAUUUGGAUGCAGUAGUCAAUCAGUUGUACGUUCCUCUAUCAGAACAUGGUAAGAACAUCGUCUCAGAUCCCUAGGUAAUGGUCACCUUAACCAGCUGGACAUGGUUAUUCAAAGAAAGGUCAAUUGUAGUGCGCUUGUUCCAUCAGAACUGCCAAAGUACACGUGUUACAGCAGAGUGCCCUAUUUUGGAAAAGUAGGACAAAGUCAAUUGCAAACGGGAAUGUAGUUUACUGAAAACUGCAGCCGGCGUCUUCCACUUCUAUCUUAGUAUGCGAGCACAGAGAAUUAUGCAAAACCUAUUUUUGUUGUCUCUUUUUAAGAAAAUGAAAACUAAAAAAAAAAAACUACAGAACAUGUUUACAGUGGAACACGAGAUCAAACUGUUUUCAGUGGACUAAUUUCCUUUGCAAGUGUAUUUUGUCUUUUUAUAUGUAAUUGCAGAGUUUUUAUUUUAGUAUGGAAAAUUUCAAAAAAGUAUAUAUCACAGCCGCGAAGUUAUUUAAUGAAAGAUUUCUAGAGCUGAAAUUUUUGUGUAAAUUAAAGGUAUUAUCUUGCAACUUGUUAAAUAUAUUUAUUCAGUCCGUGGACAGCGUUUUUGUAUUUUUUACAAGAUGAGAAUCACAAUCGUCCCACGUUCGGUCAGUGGGGUAGAAAGAAUGAGAAUUUUGUCGGGUCGUCUUGAACCCUUGAAUGUGACGUCACAAUUUGGGUAACUACUGUGCAGUAAACCGCAUCUUCCCCCGUUUUGUACCUCCAUUUGGGCCCGAAGCUCCCCUGAUGGAACACCAGAAAUCGGUGACCUGCUUUUUCCUCCCCAUUCUUGAUUAUUUUACAUCGUCUGGUACUUUAUAAUUGAAUCCUUAAUUCUCAUUUUCAUUUUGAGUUCUUGACCAAUUGAAUAAAUGAGUUGCUACUCACACGAGUUUAAGCCCAGGGGUUUCUUACUGAUUGUUCCUUUUGUAAAUAGAUCUUUCAAAAACCAUGUAUUUGAAAAAUACAUUUUACACACACUGUACAAAUGAUUUAUUAUUUUUUAAACCGUACAUCUUUGUAUAUUGAUUUUCCUUUUCUAUGUCAAGUUGGUAGAAGCAUUAGCACAUCUUUAGACUGUGUGUGUAUAUACUCAACCAUUUAGGAACCUAAACCCAAGCUGUCUAGAGUGAUGACCCAUAAGUCUAUGUUGAACAUUUUAUGCUGUAGGCAUCGAUUAAUUCACUGCAAUGAUGAAAUUGUGAAAACUCGCUUCCCUGUGACUUCAGUUUAUUUACAGAUUCCUGGAUGAAGAAAUGAAGGCAUUAGGUUCCUGAGCAAAGCCAUUGUAUCUUUAUGUAAAAUAAGAAGAGGUCUUCUCAUUUCUAAUAAAGUUUUGAAAUAUUCAGAAA
This is a messenger RNA of Cyprinus carpio (common carp), 6970 nucleotides long. RefSeq names its product AT-rich interaction domain 4A (gene arid4a). Gene Ontology annotation, biological process: regulation of transcription by RNA polymerase II. The record is from RefSeq and is a predicted model, not a curated record. Lineage: Eukaryota; Metazoa; Chordata; Actinopteri; Cypriniformes; Cyprinidae. Gene Ontology annotation, cellular component: nucleus. Gene Ontology annotation, molecular function: transcription cis-regulatory region binding.